AUGCAAUCGCGAGACGUGGUAGUCAAUCAUGGAUUCACCAAACCCCAGGGGACAUUUCUUACAAUACCCAGUCAAGGAUUAGGUGAAAAGUUAUUCGGUCCCACGUCAUUGGAGUCUCUGAUGCUCACCUUCAAGGACACGCUCGCGGAUGGUCUUGAUCCUGAGACGACGCCGGCAUUAAAGGAAUGCAGUGAUUUGGCCCUGUGCGAUGUUAGUCUUCCCAUGAACCAGCGAGAAGAUCUUCCUACCGAUGAGUCGUUGCCCACGCCACCUCCGUCAGCAAUAUUGAACGCCAUGAUUGAGCCGUAUUUUGCUACCGUCAAUGCUCACUUUCCCAUUUGGACAAAACGGCAGAUUGAGGAAAUGGCUGCCACCUUGGAACAAUCUACAUCCACCGAACGUGACGCGGCAACCAUGAUUUGCUGUAACAACCUGAUUCUCAUGACGCUGACUGCAAAUUCGCUACGCUCUCGAUGGGGAAAACCCUUGCAAACUAAGCAUAGACGCAGGCAUUUGUCCAUCGACUCCGACAUCACUGCAGGUUUCCUCAUGAACGCGAAGCGAGCCAUCAAACACGUUGAGCUACUGCUCUCGCCUUGUCUUGUCAAUGUCCAAGCGCUUUUGUCCUUGUGCAUAGUGGCACAAGAGCAUCUCUCCUUAUAUCUCGUCGAGGCGAUAUUUUCUCUGGCUGCGCAGUGCGCAAAGUCCACGGGUAUUCAUCAAUGGGAGUACUUUCGUGGUCAUUUCAAUGAACAAGCAGCCCAGGAGAGACGAAGCGUCUCCUACUGCUUAUACAUUCUCGAUAAGACGGUUUGCUGGACAACUGGCACAUCUCCUAGCAUACCAGCGUCCGAUUUACUCUUGGACUAUACGUUGGCGCCAGAUGAUGGCGGUACGAUGGCCUAUCUGUUUGCAAGAACAGAGUUGGCUGUCAUUGAGGAGAUGAUUUACUUGAGAGUGUACUCCAACCAGGUCGAGGUGCGAACUGAUGACCAAGUUCGCCAGGUCGCGGCCAAGAUCUCUCAGAGACUUCAAGACUGGCUGGUUAGCUGGCGCAUCCACUUGAAUGAGGUGGAAAGUCAUCAGAAACAACCCGUCUGGAAAGCCAAGCUAGCGGUCGACUUUCUCUGUGUGCAGUUGCUGCUCCUCUGGCCCUACGAGAGCCAUCCAGACGCACUAUUCCAUCAGCAGACACACAUCGCCAGGCGAUGCAUGAGGCUUGUUCUGCACCUCUGGCAGUCUACCCAAGAAGGAGGGCUUCAUGUAGCCAUCGCACGGUCAGUAGUGUACAAUACCCAGGUUCCUCGCCGUUUGCUUGUCCUUGUCACCAACUGGUUCAACUGGAAGCAAAAUGCUGACUUUUGUAAAUUCUCAUGUAGCCUUGUUGCGUCUCAUCCACCACUUUAUCUGCAUGCUAUCUAUAUGCAAGGUGCAAGGGGCAGGGGGCAAGAAUUUGACCAAGAUUUGCUGCGGGAUUACACCGAAAUGCUUGAAGUCAUAGCCGACUCCCAGGGAGAAAACUGCUACAACAGACGCCUGUGCCAAAUUUCGCGUUUUCUGAUGCGAGUAAAAACUACUCAAAAUACGCCAAAUAAGCGGCAGAAGCUCAACCCGCGUGCAACAAGCGCAACGUCGAUUCCAUCUCCCCAGUCUGGGAGUAGUCUCUCGAAUGGCUCGCCAAUACAAGUACAUUCUCCCAGUCGAACGUCUCGAUUCAUGGCGCUUGAGCGGCACAAUCAGGAAGGUGGCAUUUCAGCUGGGGGCUUGGACGACUCACUCAACCUCUUGAGUCCCUCAGAACAAAGCAACAUGGGACAAUCUCAACCUCUGGCCGACGAGCUGGAGACUGCCACUAGUUAUACAAGUGAUUUCUUGGGACAAUACGAUGCCGUAGACUUCGAUUCAAGGGCGGCAGAUGAGGAGUUUGGCGUCUGCGACAACUUGUGGUUGCAACAAGGGGGGUUGGAUCAGCCGUCAACAUCACCUCCAGCGCGGUAUGCAGUCGGAGCCGACUGGGGUAUGACGGAGUUUCCCCCAUUCCAAAGAUGA
This is a messenger RNA of Metarhizium brunneum ARSEF 3297, 2049 nucleotides long. RefSeq lists its product as uncharacterized. Gene Ontology annotation, biological process: regulation of DNA-templated transcription; DNA-templated transcription. The record is from RefSeq and is a predicted model, not a curated record. Gene Ontology annotation, molecular function: DNA-binding transcription factor activity, RNA polymerase II-specific; zinc ion binding; DNA binding. NCBI's taxonomy places the organism in Eukaryota, Fungi, Ascomycota, Sordariomycetes, Hypocreales, Clavicipitaceae.